Procambarus clarkii (red swamp crayfish) is the source of this 2639-nucleotide messenger RNA. The record is from RefSeq and is a predicted model, not a curated record. Lineage: Eukaryota; Metazoa; Arthropoda; Malacostraca; Decapoda; Cambaridae.
CCUAUGGUGCGACGCAGGUGCGGGUGGGGACGAGUCUCCACCUACAGUUCGCGAGGCGCGAUGCUGCAACCCAUUUUUGCUGCUCUUUCACUGAUUGCUUUGGUGACGGGGCAAGUUAAAGGCAAGGAGGGGCAGAUUCCUGAACCUGUUAAACCGUUGGUGGAACGUGCGGACCAGUUGAGCGGGUGUUUGGAGCAGCGUGGUGGCUUAGUGGACCAAGUGGACACCUUUAUGAACCAGCAAAGUUUGCGUAUGUAUGGCCUUGGUGGUUCUGCGAACCGCCUUGGAUGUUUCGAAAAUAACUUGGAUGGUUCUAAGGAUCAUCUGGGAGGUUCCGUGGACGAGGUGGCUGUUAUGGUGAGCCAGGUGGUGGUACAUCACCUAGCUAAGUGUCACUUAGUCCUGGGAACCAGUCAAGAACAUUCACCUGUUUUAUCCCAGAUUAUCAGGCGCGUGUCGGGUGUGGUAGGAUAUGUUGUGGUGGAGGCAGGAUCUCUCUUCCUGCAGGAUCCUUGGCCACAGGUGUUAUCUCAGGUGCUGUGGCAGCACGCUGGGGCCGGCUGCCGUGUCGUCGUCCUCGACCUCUCCACCCAGGCCCACCUUGCCUUCAGGUUCCUGGAGGUCUCAGCGUUGUGGUUAUGGCCUGAGACGCGGGUAGUGUUGCUAGGGCCCAGGACGCUGCUGGUCACGGCUCUCCUGCACCACACUCUCCGUAACACCAUCCACGCACUCUACUUCACUCUCCACCACUCUACGUUCUCAGCUCUCCACACUCGCCUCACGCCUCGGGCUACACCACAUGUCGGAGACUCUCCCGUCGCUCCCUCAGGUCGAAGAGUAGGCGCUGAGGUUUACCGGAAGUGUGUGUACUGCGUCAGGGGAGAGGCGGGGGUGAAGAUCUUGCUCCCCUGGUCAGGGGAUAGUGGUGUUCCCCAGGCCGACCUGCUCUUUCCUGAUGAAUUGAGCAACAUGAAGGGUCACAAGUUCAAGGUGGUCGGGUUGGUGAUAGUGCCAUACACAAACUACAGACGGGACUUUCCUGGCUCUAAGAACCCCGUCAUUCCUCUUGAAUCUCUUGACUUCAGCAUGCUUCACACCCUUGCCGCCAAGCUCAAUUUCACUUACGAGAUGCGUCCACCAAUGGUGGAGGAGUUCGGGCUCCCCAGAGCUGACGGCAACUGGACUGGGACGGUGGGGACCCUCCAACACCAGCAGGCAGACUUCUCCCUCAUCCUCUCACCAACAUCAGAGAGGCUGCCGGUGGUCGACUUUUCUCGGGUCUACACCCCCGUGUCCGUCUGUAUUGUCACUCUCAAACCUGGGUCUCUGCCUCAAUACUUCCAGCUGGUCAGGCCCUUCACUGGAGAACUGUGGCUAGCGAUCCUGUUGAGCGUGGCAGGCUGGGCCUUAACCCUGUGGCUGCUGGGGAUGGCGUGGUCGACCUGGGGGUCUGAGCAGAGCAGCAUCACUCUCAGCAAUGCCUUCCUGUACAGCUGGGGCACCUUGCUGCAGGGUCAAUCCAUCUACAAUCUUCGCCACUCGGCAGAACGUGUGGGUUGUGAUCCUUCUAAAGCCGUACUGGUUGGGUGGUGGCUGGUGUUCUGCCUGGUGAUCAUAGCAGUCUACAGCUCCUCACUGGUCGCGCACCUCACCGUUCAAAGCAUGCUGCCGGCCAUCAAUUCCUUCCAGGACCUGCUGGACCAGGACGGCUGGACCUGGGGGCUCUCCUCCUCCGCUGGCACUAUUAACAUCUACUUUAAUACGUCUCCUGAUGAUGCUAUCAAGGAGGUUAAUAAACGACUUAAAACACAAACACAAGAGGAUGGGAUGAGGGAUGUGCUGAGGGGCCACCACUCUCUCAUGAUCGACGUGAACAUCGCUACCAUCCUGAUUGCCUCGCGGUACACAGACUCCCAAGGUUACACUCCCUUCUACAUCAGCACGACCAAGUACCCCAUUUUUGCUGGCAACGCCUGGGGCUUCAGGAGAGGAGCGCCGUUCCGUCGGCGCUUUGACUUAAUGACUCAAAAGAUGAUCGAGACCGGGCUGCUAGACCUGUGGUUGAGACAGUCCAUGGCAGCUACAGUCGCCAGCUACAAGAGGCGCUACCAACACCUGCCUAAAUUCAACUCGUCCGUCGUAAGCAGGUCUCAGGGCCAAGAGGUGCUGAACAUUCACCAUCUUCAGGGAGUGUUUUACCUGCUACUGCUGGGGUACGGCCUCGCCUGCCUCGCCCUCCUGCAGGAGAACGCCAUCCAUUUCUAUAAGGGAGAAAGCAGCCAUGUUGAAUAAGAAAAUAAUCUCAACUUCCGAGACAACUCCAAGCAACAGCCUAGUGGACCAAACUCUCACAAGUCAAGCCUGGCCUCGGGCCGGGCUUGGGGAGUAGGAGAACUCCCAGAACCCCAUCAACCAGGUAUCAACCAUGUAUCAACUACAGGGGUCGUAGAUAAGAAUUGUGUUCAUAUUACUCAUUAGUGGCAGCCACUUAGACAUUGGUAAACUGUCUUACAGUGAGACUGAGGCCUGUCUCACUCUUUGCUCAUCAGCAUACAUUAUAACACCCUCCAGUAAAUAGCCAUUGUUUAAUAUUCAAUCACAAAAGACUGUCAAGGAGAUAAUAAAAAAUAGCAUCUGUA